Lycium barbarum (goji berry) is the source of this 1226-nucleotide messenger RNA. Its product is annotated as protein VACUOLELESS GAMETOPHYTES-like. The transcript has a single exon. Bases 89 to 865 code for a protein of 258 amino acids. The record is from RefSeq and is a predicted model, not a curated record. NCBI's taxonomy places the organism in Eukaryota, Viridiplantae, Streptophyta, Magnoliopsida, Solanales, Solanaceae.
UUUGCACCUAGCUCUCCAAUAUAUAUACAUGCAUUGCACACCCUUUAUUGAUUACAUAAACAAUAAAAUUACAAGGAAAAUUUAAUCAAUGGGAAGACAGAACCGGAGUACAAAUGCGGCAUCUCAAGGUAAACAACACUUCAGCCAUCCCCAUAUUUUGAAACUUGUGAAUCCAGCUGAUCAAGCUAAAACACUCACUUGCAAUGCCUGUGAACAACCUGAUAACAAUAGUAAUAGGCCUUUCUAUGGCUGCAACAGUUGUCAAUAUUUCCUUCACGAAAACUGCUUCAAUGCUCCGCGUUUUCUCGUUCAUUCAUCUCAUCCUUCCCAUCCUUUAACCCUUCUCCAAAUUCCGACUUACUCAAGUCGUUCCUAUACAUGCAAGGCUUGUGGCUCUGCUGGAAAUGGAUUUUGCUUUAGUUGUGCUUGUUGUGAAUUUGAUAUUCACUUGCAAUGUGCGACUUGUCCUAGCUCGAUUCUUGUUGAUAAACACCCGCAUCAAUUGGGGCUGCACUUCGGUUCUCCUUACGAAGAUAAGAGUAUCGAAUAUGUUUGUGAUAUGUGCGCUGUAAUAAUGAACAGUGACGAUUGGUUGUACUAUUGUGCUGGUUGUGAUUUCGGGUCACACUUAAAGUGUGCAAUAAGUAGUCCUGAAGUCGGUGUUUUUCCAAAACAACAAUGUCCAAUUCCAAAUCCAAAUCCAACCCCAAGUCGAAAUCCAAAUGCAACAUUGGAGAUGAUAAAUGCAGCAAAUGAAGCUCAUGAACAGAUUCUUGCAGCUCAAAUUGGUGCUCAGAUUGCAGCACGAGGAAGAGAGGCUUGUCUGGACUUGGUCGGGCCACCACGAAGAUACAGUUACUAUUAACUGAAUCGUGAUUUACAAAAAAAUGUUAAAUUUCAGCUUGUGCUUUAUAUUGUGACGUUCGUGUUUAAUUGCAAAUAAAUGCUUUUGGUGUGUUAUUUUUCUUUCAGAUACUCUCUUCAAAGUCAAUUGUUAUUCACUAUCACAGAACAGUAAAAUUUACUGAGCAUCAUAUUAAAUUGUUUAUGAUAAUUCAAGUAAAAUAUUAUGUCAAUAAAUAUAGAUGGAUCCAUGAUUUUAACUUUAUAGGUUCGAGAUGUCACUGAAUCCACUAACCAUUUGAGUUACUGGGCUUGAAAUUUGUUGAGUUUUUCCCACAUCGGUUGUCGGUUAAUAUUUUGGUCUCCUUAAUUAUGUGGUCAUG